AUGAGUCUCCCUGAAGCACCUCAUCCUGUUCAGGACCAAGUAUACAAUGACUCAACCGAUAUGGAGAAGAAGGCCUACCCGGUAGAGCCCAAUGAUGAUCCCUUUGGAAAUGAAGAAUCUGGGGAAGUGAAGUAUCGCAUUAUGCCAUGGUGGCAAGCUGGAACCCUGAUGGUCGCUGAAAACAUCUCGCUUGGUAUUCUAUCUCUUCCGUCUGCGGUAGCAACUCUCGGAAUUGUCCCGGCAUUUGUCAUCAUUAUGUUUUUGUCCGGCAUCUCCUGGUACACUGGAUAUACCAUGGGCCAGUUCAAGAAGCGUUUCCCGCAGGUACACAGCAUGGGUGAUGCCGGCGAGCUUCUUCUCGGCCCCAUCGGACGCGAGAUUUUCUUCGUCGGCCAGCUCCUGUUCAUCAUCUUCUUGAUGGCCAGUCACAUUCUCACCUUCUCCGUGUUGUUCAACACCAUCACGAACCACGGUACCUGCACUAUUGUCUUCGGAGUUGUCGGUUUGGUCGUCAGCUGUCUGGCCGCCCUCCCGCGUACAGCAGAGAAGGUCUUCUGGAUGUCCAUCAUCUCCGCCAUCAGUAUCCUGGUAGCUACCGUCGUCACGAUGGUUGCCAUCGGUGUCCAGGCCCCCGAUAAUGUCCAAAACGAUAUCGUCACGACCCCGACCUUCCAGGAUGCUUUCUUGGCCGUCACCAACAUCGUCUUCGCCUUCGUUGCCCACGUCUCUUUCUUCGGUAUCAUGUCGGAAAUGCAGGAUCCCGCCGAUUUCCCCAAGGCCCUCGCUAUGCUGCAGGUUAUCGAUACUACUAUGUACGUCGUGACUGCUAUGGUCAUCUACUGCUAUGCCGGCCCGACUGUCGCGUCCCCGGCUCUGUCUUCCGCUGGACCUAUGAUGAAGAAGGUUGCCUACGGUCUUGCCAUCCCAACGGUCAUUGUUGCCGGUGUUGUUUUCGGCCACGUUGCUUGCAAGUAUAUCUAUGUUCGAAUCUUCCGCGGCGAGCGUUCGCACCACAUGCACCAGAAGACUUUCUUGGCUACGGGUACAUGGGUCGCUAUCGGUCUGAGUACCUGGACCGUCGCGUGGAUCAUCGCCGAGUCCAUUCCUGUGUUCAACGAGUUGUUGAGUCUGAUUAGUUCCCUAUUUGGAAGCUGGUUCAGCUACGGCCUCCCUGCCAUUUUCUGGCUCUACAUGAACUGGGGACACUGGUUCUCAUCGACUGGAAAGAUCGUCCUGACUAUUGUCAACAUGAUCAUACUUGGAAUUGCUUUUGCUAUUUGCGGAUUGGGACUCUACGUCUCGGGCUUGGCUAUCAACGAGAGCUCGUCCAAGGCUAGCUGGACUUGUGCCAACAACGCCACCUAA
Penicillium mononematosum is the source of this 1365-nucleotide messenger RNA. RefSeq lists its product as uncharacterized. Gene Ontology annotation, cellular component: vacuolar membrane. Lineage: Eukaryota; Fungi; Ascomycota; Eurotiomycetes; Eurotiales; Aspergillaceae. The transcript is spliced from 8 exons. The record is from RefSeq and is a predicted model, not a curated record. The coding region runs from base 1 to 1365 and encodes 454 amino acids. Gene Ontology annotation, biological process: amino acid transmembrane transport. Gene Ontology annotation, molecular function: amino acid transmembrane transporter activity.